Molecule: messenger RNA, 768 nt
Organism: Penicillium cosmopolitanum
Lineage: Eukaryota; Fungi; Ascomycota; Eurotiomycetes; Eurotiales; Aspergillaceae
Gene: alkA
Product: DNA-3-methyladenine glycosylase II
Exons: 3
Coding region: 1-768 (255 amino acids)
Biological process (GO): base-excision repair; base-excision repair, AP site formation; DNA alkylation repair
Cellular component (GO): nucleus; protein-DNA complex
Molecular function (GO): DNA-3-methyladenine glycosylase activity; DNA-7-methylguanine glycosylase activity; alkylated DNA binding
Source: RefSeq, a predicted model, not a curated record
AUGUCGCUCCGACGAUCAGCCCGACUGGGCGCCAUCCCAUCACUUACAGCUCCCAUGUCAAGCUCAGCACCAGCACCAGCACCAGCACUCAAAGUGACAAGACAUCACCAAGCCACGCAAACCUACAACCAAAAUGGCAACUACAAAGACACCAAAGAGCAAACAAACAACACCUCCACCUCCCGCAACAAACUCAUCAUACUGGGACCCAGCACCCACCACCACCGCCAGACCCUCCACACCCCCAUUGAACCGCCCCACCAAGGCCUCGCCCACCUCAUCGCAACAGACCCGCGCCUAAAACCCGUCAUCGAAGCACAUCCCUGCCCGCUCUUCUCCCCGACCGGCCUGGCAGAACAAAUAGAUCCCUUCAAUAGUCUUACCAGCAGCAUCAUCGGUCAACAGGUCUCCGGCGCAGCGGCAAAGUCCAUUCGGAAUAAAUUCGUGGCAUUGUUUAACCUGCCAGGAACCGCCGCUGCUGCGAGCGCAGGAGCUGGUGCGGAUGCAGGCGUAGCAGAAGGUGGACUUGCACAUUCGCGAUUUCCGACACCCGAAAUUGUCGCACGGUGUGAUCUCCCCACGUUACGGACAGCGGGGCUUAGUCAACGUAAGGCGGAGUAUAUACAAGGAUUGGCGGAGAAGUUUGCGAGCGGGGAGCUUAGUGCGCGGAUUUUGGCGACGGCGUCGGAUGAGGAGCUUGUUGAGAGGUUGACGGCUGUUCGGGGGUUGGGAGGUGGUCUGUUGAGAUGUUUGCUUGUUUUGCGUUGA